Pundamilia nyererei is the source of this 1575-nucleotide messenger RNA. Its product is annotated as rhomboid-related protein 4-like. Gene Ontology annotation, cellular component: membrane. Gene Ontology annotation, molecular function: serine-type endopeptidase activity. The record is from RefSeq and is a predicted model, not a curated record. Lineage: Eukaryota; Metazoa; Chordata; Actinopteri; Cichliformes; Cichlidae. The coding region runs from base 483 to 1409 and encodes 308 amino acids. The transcript has 9 exons.
CUGGGAUGCCGUCUGGUCCUGCUGCUUUCCUGGUGUUCACUCUCUUGAAGGCUCUCCUUACUUCAUGCUCGGAGAUGACGAGCACGUUUCCGGUGCUGGCAGUAUCUUCCUAUCUGCAGCCGUUAGCGCCGCUAGUACUAGCAUUGUUGUAGUAGCAUUUAAACUAUGUAGCAUAGUUUAAAGCUUCCGAGCUGCCGUCACCUUAGAAAUAAACAGCAGGGUGAAGUAAAGUGAAACGCCCACUUUUAGAUUGAUGAUGUGCCACAGUGCCACCCUUUCCCGUGAACGCGCAGGAGAAACCUGGGUUAACUUAGCAAGUUAACAACCAGCCUAGUGUGGUCGGUUAUCCUGAUCAGCGGUGUUAGGCGGGAGCGCGCAGACAGACCCACAGAAGAAGUGUGUGCCCGACCCAAAGCAUGCAUAAACAAACACAUCGCCAGACGCCACUGAGUUGACCUUUCCUUUAAACCUCAGCUUUCAGCAUGCAGAGGGGUUUCCAGGCAGGCCUCCUGCUCCUGCUUGUCCAGCUGUUCCAGGAGGGUCCGGGAAACAUCCCAGCCAUCACCCUGGCUGUCCUGGGAUUCAAUGUGUACCUGUACGUGUUUCCUCCUGCUCCACCACUGAAGGCUUGCAUGAGCCUUGAUCAGGUGUACCGAAAUAAAGAGUGGCGACGCCUCUUCCUGUCCCCCCUGCAUCACAUCGAUGAUUGGCACCUUUACUUCAACAUGGCGUCCUUCCUGUGGAAAGGCAUGAGGCUGGAGCGACGUCUGGGUGGACCUUGGUUCCUGUACCUGCUGUCAGUCUUCUUUCUGCUCACUGGAUUGGUGUACCUGCUGCUGCAGGCGCUGAUGAUUAAGCUCAUGGAGGGCACGGAUUCUUCUGAUCCAUUAUUGGAAUAUGUGCAGGCUUUCAGCAGAGAGUGUGCUGUCGGCUUCUCAGGGGUCUUGUUUGCUCUGAAGAUCGUCAAUAACCACUUCAACCCCGGUGGUGUGACGUACGUUAUGAAUAUUCGGGUGUCCAAUCAGUUUGCUAGCUGGGUGGAGCUGGUGCUCAUCUAUCUAAUCGCUCCUGGGACCUCUCUGGUUGCCCACCUGGCAGGUGUCCUGGUGGGUCAGCUCUACACUGUGGGUCCACUGAAGACCAUCAUGGAGGCAUGUGCAGAUAUGAUAUCUUCAGAUGGAGUUACUUCACGCCAGCGUUCAUACUACAGCUUUUCAGGCUACAGCGGGACCAGACGAGAAUACUUUGAAGAGCCUCGACCUGCGGAGGAUCACACGUCUGAUUAUUCUGAGAGCUACAUCUCAGGACUGACGGAGGAGGAGCAGAUAGAGCUGGCCAUCAGAAACAGUCUGAAACAUCGAGAACAAACCAGGCGAAGAGAAACUGAACAUCACCCAGGAGACUCUUGAGGAUCUCAGGAGGAGGCGGCUGAGGAGGUUUGAGCAGGAAGUUACCAACCAGAGAAGAAGAUUGUAAUGACGGAUUUUUAUUUUCCAUUUUUGUUUUUUUCUCAUUUUCACUGGUUUAACUGGGAAGAUGCCUCCCAUCACUCUCCCUUGUUGCUGCGGGUCACAU